Messenger RNA from Lymnaea stagnalis (great pond snail), 32050 nucleotides. The record is from the annotation of a GenBank genome assembly. NCBI's taxonomy places the organism in Eukaryota, Metazoa, Mollusca, Gastropoda, Lymnaeidae.
UAUCAACAAGACCAAACAUGGCAUUCUUGGAAUAUGUGUGUUGUUGUCGAAUGCGUCCUUUAAAGUUGUAAAUGAAGAGUGUAAUUUAUAGUAUUGAAAUACCGUACAUCUUCUAGUCAAAUGGACGAUGGCUUUUUCUGAGAUCUGAUCGCACUAAGGUAAUAAUCUGUAAAUAUUUUGGUCACCGUUACAGUAUUAUUGGUGUUUUUUAUAGUCCAGCCUAUGGCUAGGCUCACCACGCUGUAUAUACAAUUCAACAAACAUAAUCAUCAGCUUAAAAAUUAACAUACAUUAGUGAAAAAAAACAAAACAAUGGUAUAUUCAACCCACCCAUUCCAUAACUAUUUACAUGUCAAGCCAUGGACGGCACCCGGCAUAGUAAUUAUUACUUCUCUUGUUUAGCUCAAAGUUUGGGAGAUAAUCAGUCAUGAUUAUUUCAAAUAUGUUUAAUUUAAAUUAUUUUUUAAAUAAUUUUAAUCAUGAUAUUUGUCGUGGACGAGCGCCCAAGGGCGUAAAGAAGUACCUCUAUGAAUUUCCAAACCCUAACAGGUCAGCCUUUACCAGGGGCGUCUUCACAGUAGUGGGAUAGACACCCCUGGCCAAUACCACAGUUAGUGCAUAUGCCGCUCCAGCAAUAUUCACAUCGGCAGUAACAUUCACAUCGGCAGUAACAUUCACAUCGGCAGUAACAUUCACAUCGGCAGUAACAUUUACAUCUGGCAGUAACAUUCACAGGGGCAGAUAAAUGAUUGACAAUAUGACAUGCUCGUUCACUGUUAGACUUAAACUGACUGUGUGCUAUAUUGUUUACAGUUAACUUGUAAAGUAACAGUUAACAACUACAGGAAGGUCUUAAUUUUUAGGAUAUUUAUAAUAUUCUCAAUAAAUAUCUAAUAUAAUAUUGCAUAAUAUUGUAGGUGUUUAGUUGCUUGUAAAUAGCCCUAGAAUAGAUCCAUAAUUUGUCCAGACAAAUCUUUUCACAUUAUGAACAUAUUUGAGGGAUGCGAGAAUGAAGAUUAGAAAAGUUCAUUUUUUUAAAGUGGCAACCUACACUGUGUUUGCUGUUCAGAUAGCUACAUGUUUUUGUUGUUUAAAUAGCUAUAUGCUAGCUGUUAUUAUAGCUUUGUUUUUUUUUCCCUCAAAUAGCUAUUUGUUUGUUGCUUAGAGUUUGCAGUGUCAGAUAUCGUUCUAUUUGCUGUUUGAUAUAGCUGCCAGCAGGCCGGCAUGCAUUCCGUAAUCUCAGCUUUAUAUUCCAGAUGUUAAACAUGAAUAAUUGGUUAUCUCUUAUCAUACCCCAUGCACUUGGCCCGCAAGCACAUCUUAUUCUCUGGUCCGCAGCAUGGACUUGGCCCGCAAGCACAUCUUAUUCUCUGGUCCGCAGCAUGGACUUGGCCCGCAAGCACAUCUUAUUCUCUGGUCCGCAGCAUGGACUUAGCCCGCAUGCACAUCAUCUUCUCUGGUCCGCAGCAUGGACUUGGCCCGCAAGCACAUCUUAUUCUCUGGUCCGCAGCAUGGACUUGGCCCGCAUGCACAUCUUUUUCUCUGGUCCGCAGCGUGUCAAGCCGACCCGUCGUACACAUCGAAUCGAUUUUACUUGACGUUUGAACCUAUCAACGCACCACUUGGCAGGCAGGCUAGACUUGCAAAGUAACUACGUUAUCACGACCAUGACUGUGUCAAUAGUUACGUUAUCACGACACGACUGUUUUAGCCGAGACCUUCAGAGGCCCAGCACCAGGGCUGCCACUCAUUUUUUUAAAAAUUCCCACGAUUAGAUCAAAAUAUUUCCAAAUAUUUCCCAAGAUCAAGAUAACAUAUAAGAUGUUUUUUUUCUAAAAAGGGAAAUUAUCUUGAGAUUCUUUUUUUUAAAGUGAGUUCUUGUCCUGGAUGGGGUAGUGAAUUCCCAAGAUCUUGGGAAAUUUCUCAAGGUGUGGCAGCCUUGCCCAGCACACUUGAAUGCUUGAAAAACCUCCACCCCCUUCCCCUUACCCUCCUUACUAUGACGUACUUUUUUGUGGGUAUUUCCCAACGCUUCUCUCAUGGUAAAUUCCUUUUUUUUUUGUUGUUUCACAGAACUCGACUUUCGGUUUGACGACGUCACGCGUCAUGCCGGGGUUAUGUUUUCUUCCUUAUUCCUGGGAGAUAACCUUUCUUUUUAGAAUUGGAAUAGCUGAUUUGUUUUAAUAGCUAGAUCUCAAGUUGAACACCCGUCUGUGGGCCGCAGCUCCAAGUUUCUAUGAAUCUUCGAAAUACAUAUCUUAAAAUUAGUUUUCAAUCACUUUAAGGAAUAUUACUAUGUCAUAUCUAUUGUAAUACUUGAAUAUUACUAUGUCAUAUCUAUUGUAAUACCUGAACAUUAUUAUUUCAUAUCUAUUGUAAUACUUGAAUAUUACUAUGUCAUAUCUAUUGUAAUACCUGAACAUUAUUAUUUCAUAUCUAUUGUAAUACUUGAAUAUUACUAUAAGAUGUAUGGAUUCUGUCAGGACGCAUAAACUAACCAUGCCAGUCUUGAUCGCUCCCCAAAAUUAACCAUUUUAGGCUCUUGCCUAACUGCGCUCACAUAGACCCCACCCUAACUGCGCUCUCAUAGACCCCACCCUAACUGCGCUCUCAUAGACCCCAUCCUAACUGUGCUCUCAUAGACCCCACCCUAACUGCGCUCUCAUAGACCCCACCCUAACUGCGCUCUCAUAGACCCCAUCCUAUUUGUGCUCUACAUCACAUUUUCUAUUUUGGCCUCCUUAAAAUAGUGUCCUAAAUGUAGUCUCUCGGAUCUGAUCCUAAUUGCGCUCCCCGAGAUCUGGUCCUAAUUGCGCUCCGCUAGGUCGGAAACUGUAUGUUUCCUGACCACUCUAUGUAUCUUUACGUUAAUUCGAUGUGAUCCAUCUCCCACGUUUGUAGCAUUCAUUGUAAACAGUCAUCCCUUGGCCUCCUUUUCUCCUGAGCUCCAAAUUGAAACCGCAAGUGUUCUUCAAUCUGCCAGCUAAAGUACGCUAUUUAGUAUUGGAUAUUAGUCAGAUUAUUUUAAGUCAUACCUUGACAGACACACCAAGUGUUGAAGGGCCUUGACAGACACACCAAUUGUUGAAGGGCCUUGACCAGACACACCAAGUGGUGAAGGGCCUUGACAGACACCAAGUGGUGAAGGGCCUUGACAGACACACCAAGUGUUGAAGGGCCUUGACCAGACACACCAAGUGUUGAAGGGCCUUGACAGACACACCAAGUGGUGAAGGGCCUUGACAGACACACCAAGUGUUGAAGGGCCUUGACAGACACACCAAGUGGUGAAGGGCCUUGACAGACACACCAAGUGUUGAAGGACCUUGACCAGACACACCAAGUGUUGAAGGACCUUGACAGACACACCAAGUGUUGAAGGACCUUGACAGACACACCAAGUGUUGAAGGACCUCAUCAAAUACUUGGAUGAACUAUAUAGACUUGGUGAUAUGAAAAUAAAGCUAUAGACAUAAAAUGUUGAGGAAGAGUUUCAGAAUCGAUUAUGAACAAAUAAAAGACGAUACUUCAUGAGACGUAAGUAAAACCGGCCUAUCUUAAGUAUUUUCUUAAUUUGUUUCAUGUUUAUGCAUAUUUCUGGAUGCCAUGUCUUAUGAUUAUUUAUAGAUGCCGUGCGUCUUACAAUUCUAUAGAUGACAUGUUUAUACAUAUUAAUAGAGGCCGUGAUUGAUCCAUAUUUAUGUAUGCAGUGUUUUAUAGAUUUUUAUAGAUGCCAUUUUAAAACAUAUUUAUUGAGGCCAAGUUUAAUAUAUCUAUAUUUGAAGGUGCCAUGUUUUAUGCAUAUAUAUCUGUUUAGAACCAUUUUAAACUUGUGGUGAGACUGUGAUUGAUAUUUUAUAGCUUGGCUUUGUCACGUGACAGCUAUAGACCAUGAGUGAUAACAAACAGAAGUCAGAGCUUUUUAAAUCAGACAUCUGUAAGUUGAUAUCAAAUUUCUUUGAGCCUUAUCUGUGUACAUUGAAGUUUAAGUUUAUUAACCAGAAUAAUAUUAUGUUAAUUUUUCAGGUGAAAUUUAAACAACAAAAUGGAGUUAACCUUUGACCUCUUGGAGACAGGAAGUCGAGGACAUUUAGAAGUUACAGAAACAGUGAAUUCUUGUAACCAAAUCUGGACUUUCCCCAGUGUUACAGUAAGUCGGGGCUUCUCACGAAUAUUUGGGCUUUCCCCAAAGUUACAAUUAGUGAGGGCAUCUUAAAAGAUGUUUGGGCUUUUCCCAGUGUUACAUUGUCAGGGAUUCUCAUGAUUUUUUGGGCUUUUCCCUAGUGUUACAUUAACUUAUAGGACUGUGAUGUAUAUCUCUUUGAAUAGAUAUGUUGUAUGUCUCAGUGGAACAAAUAUAUUGUAUGUCUAAGCUGAACAAACAUGCGUUAUGACUCAGUUGAACCAGUAAGCUGGCCGACGCUAUAUAGAUUGAUUAAUUCCCCCCCCCCGGCCCCACCACCGUAUUGAUUAGUAUUAGUAAGGUUUUAGUAUUAUGUUUAAUUCUCCAUCUGACGUCAUCAGUUGCCUGUGGACAUCCCGCCCGUCCUGACGUCAUUACGAGAGCAAGUUCAAGGCCACAUCGAUGACCCGAGUAGAAUUCCCAUCCACGUUGCGAGCACUUUCAAGUAAGAAUCACACGAAUUGCCUGGUUUUGUUCAUAUAAAACUGUUAUUAAAUAUCUAAAUACAAGUUUUAAUACGAAUGUUAAGUUUUUAAAGGGUCUACAGUUUUUACAAAAAAAAAGAUUUUUGAAAGAGCAUCUUCGGGGCCGUGCCAAGGAACAACUGAGCCUGGGACCAAGGCGACAUUUUUAUGCAAAAAAUCGGAAGAAUGUAAAUAAUUCUUUUCCUUCUCGAAUAAUGACCUUUUUUUGCGCACUUUAGGCCCUAAGUCAAACCCCUUCCUCGACUCACGUUAAGCAUUUUUAAGCUAGCGCUGCUUCUUUCGCUUUAAAAAAACUCUUUUUUUUUUCCGGAUGAAUUUUGUUUUCUGUUUAAUGCAACAAUCUGUAACAAUUAACAACUAGUUGUCUAUUGCAACAAUCUGUAACAAUUAACAACUAGUUGUCUAUUGCAACAAUCUGUAACAAUUAACAACUAGUUGUCUAUUGCAUCAAUCUGUAACAAUUAACAACUAGUUGUCUAUUGCAUCAAUCUGUAACAAUUAACAACUAGUUGUCUAUUGCAACAAUCUGUAACAAUUAACAACUAGUUGUCUAUUGCAACAAUCUGUAACAAUUAACAACUAGUUGUCUAUUGCAUCAAUCUGUAACAAUUAACAACUAGUUGUCUAUUGCAACAAUCUGUAACAAUUAACAACUAGUUGUCUAUUGCAACAAUCUGUAACAAUUAACAACUAGUUGUCUAUUGCAACAAUCUGUAACAAUUAACAACUAGUUGUCUAUUGCAACAAUCUGUAACAAUUAACAACUAGUUGUCUAUUGCAACAAUCUGUAACAAUUAACAACUAGUUGUCUAUUGCAACAAUCUGUAACAAUUAACAACUAGUUGUCUAUUGCAACAAUCUGUAACAAUUAACAACUAGUUGUCUAUUGCAACAAUCUGUAACAAUUAACAACUAGUUGUCUAUUGCAACAAUCUGUAACAAUUAACAACUAGUUGUCUAUUGCAACAAUCUGUAACAAUUAACAACUAGUUGUCUAUUGCAACAAUCUUCUUUUUUCUUAUAUUUGAGAGUCCCACGAUCGAUUUGUUAAUCAUUCUGGCUGCCUUCUCUUAGAUGGGUUGCCGUCCAGGGCUAACGAGUCCCAUCCACCCGGGGUGCUUGAGAUGUUGGCUUUGAUGGGGAUUGAUCUCCAGACCACCUGCUAUUUGGUUUGAUGCAGUUUAGACCACUCGGCCACCCAGAACCUCUAAAAAUCGCUCAUGUUAAUUAUGUGAGAUUGUUGCAAUAAACAACUAGUUGUUUAUUGCAACAUUCUCUCAUAAUAAGCAACUAGUUGUUUAUUGCAACACUCUCCCACAAUGAGCAACUAACUGUUCAUUGCGAGUUUCUCCCUGUUGUUGUGAGUAUCUUGUACAAAUUAGGCCGGGAGGUCGUUUCCUUUUAUCUUGACCACUCAAAGAUGGUUGGCCUCGUGAUCUUUACUUGAUAUGAAGAAAAAAUUUGAACUCGGGAGAGUACAUUUUGCGAUACGAGUUGAAAGGUCAUCAGGUCAUCUAAAGUUAUGGUCAUAGUUAUCGACAAAGCCCAAGACAAAUUUAGAGAUAGCACUAGAAUGAUAAGAUCUCUACAUUAUCAACUCUAUCUACUUACUUGUGAUUUAGAAGGAGGACCUCACAGUUGACCUUUUUUAUGUGUAGAUCUAAGGAGAAGGUAAUGGUCAUAAGAAUUGACGUGGUCACUGGCUCAUCUGUGCAUUUGAAAUUCCCGAUGUUAAAACAUUGGUGUUCAAGUAUUGAUGUUAAAACACAGAUGUUAAAAUAUUGUUGUUAAAACAUUGAUGCUAAGAUAUUGAGGUUAAGACAUUGAUGUGAAAAUACUGAUAUUAAAAUGUUGAUGUUGAAAUAUUGAUGUUGAAAUAUUGAUUUUAAAAUAUAGAUAAUCUGGUUCUUAUCAUAACCCCCCCCCCCAACUCCCCUUUAAAAUGGCCUUAGCCCGUUAGUUUAAAAGUAAACCAUACACAAUUAAACAGGUGAACUCUCUAUACUAUUCACUGCCCCAUUUACGUAGACGGGAAAGAGUGCAAGCCACGUGAGAGAUGAUCGUAGUACACAACUAUUUUACCCAUUUGCCUGGUUUGAUCCCCAGUUGAAAUUUUCUCACAGGCUACCAGAAAACAUGGAAUGAAUUAUAAAUGACAAAAAAGAUUUAAUGAGAAACAAGAUGACCUGUUUUUUAGAGAGUAAGUUGACAUGUUAACAGUGACCUUGGACUGAUUCUCAAUAAUUUUAAUACAUACAGCUAGGCGCAAAUGUUCUGUCAGGUAUUCAUUAAUGAACCAUAGUAUAAAGUUGUUCAUCAGUGGCUGAUUUACUCAGACCAAACUGAUCUACAUAAUGUGUGCAGCUGGUGGCGAUAUGCGACUGUGCCACUUGUUUAGUCCUGACACAUCAAGAGCUUUUUAUCCCGAUCAACAUUUUACAACAGUGUUUAAUAUUCUUAUGUAUUGAUACACAAUGUAACCGCCAAGUAUAACCAGGGGCGUCUACAAAGGGUGCUGGAGGGAUAGCCGCCCAUAAAUGUCAAGCUAGAGAAAAACAUGUAUCCGUAUUUCAUUUCAAAUAAAUUAGAUUUUGAAAAGAGGUUCAGAGGUUCAGAGGUUCAGAGUCGUUGAUUUUAUUCAUUCUUUACACAAAGUUUGUAUUCCAGUGGCGUAGCUAGUGUUACUAUCGCCUGGGGCGGGCCAAGAUUUUGAAUAGAGGUUCAGAGUCGUUGAUUUUAUUCAUUCUUUAUACAAAGUUUGUAUUCCAUUGGCGUAGCUAGUGUUACUAUUUUGACUAUUUUGCCAAGAUUUUGACCCCACCCUCAACGAAAAUGCCGCCCCUGAGUACAAUAAAAAUAAGCCGGCCCCCCUCUUUUUUUCCCUACGCUAUUGUUAUAGUACCCAUUUUUAGUUAGAUCCGCUUCUGUAAGUAACUUAUCAUUGGUCUCAUGAACUUUAAUUGCAGCUUAGUCCCAAGAGAGCUGGCAUUCGAAAGACUCUUGUACCUUGAGCCGUGUCUGCCCCAUACAACACUCAAUGCGAGGAGACAUCCCAUCAGUGGAGAGGUUCGGGACUUUGUAGAAGUAAGAGAAUGUUACCGUAUUAAUUUUCGUCCGAGAUAGAUUCAACAAUCUAUGUAAAUAAAUAUGAAAGACCGUAAGGAACAUCCCUUCUUUUCCUUCCAGAACUUCCACUAAUGGCCUUCUAGCAAUUAAACAAAUUGUUUUGUAGCAUUGAAAAAAAAAAAAAAAUUUUAAAUUCUAAAUAUGAUAAAUUGAAAAUACAAAAAAAUGUGUAUCCCUUUUAUUACCUAAGUAAAAUAGAUUAGUUUCUCAACGUAGCUUUAGUUUUGGCAAAUAGACAGAACAAGUAAGAUGUCGUUUCGGCCAAAUGCCUUCGUCAGCAGACAAUACAAAACAUGAUAAACAGAUCAUUACUGCCGAAGAAGGCAUUUGGCCGAAAUUUUCAUUUAUUUAUGUCAGUUUUUUCCAAGCCUAAACAUAUCUUUUCGCACUAUUUACUUAAAACUGCCUGAACGCAGUCCCCAUAGAGUGUUUCAGUAGCCAAUAUAUAAUAAAUGCCACCAAAAAAAAAGGAGUUCUACUCUCAAUGUCGACGAUUACCAAUUCUUUAAGUAUGUGAGCGUAUGCAUUUACUGCAACAUGAACACAUUCAAUACAGUUCCAAUCGCGAAAAAGACAAACAAACAUGACAUAAUACAUUUAAUAAUAAGUCAUGUAAUACUUGAUUAGUAAGUAAAUGCACUCGGCAAUUUAACAGACUGUCUUCCCUGCUACCUAACACUUAAUAUUAUCAUUAUUGCCCUUAAGAGCUCAUAAAAUAUUGCUGUCCAGAAUGGUUUCCUAGGUACUAAAUUUGUUUUAAUCUUCAUUUCACCAGCAGGAGUUAGUUUUAAACUCUGGUGGUCCUCAACACUCUGGCGAUCCUCAUCACUCUGGUGCUCCUCAACAGACACGAACCUCAUCAGUCAUUGUGCCAGGUAAGCGCUCUUGGAAUUAUGUAGACAGUAAAAAAAAGUAUUAAAAAUAUACAUAUAAAUUUCCAUAGAGUCUCUGGAGUCAUCUUUUGCACAUCCAACUAAAGUAAAUACGUGAAAAAUGUUUCUUUCACUAGGUUCCGAGUAUCUAUUCAUACCUCCAGGGUUUGACCACGGUUUACAAAUAGUUGAUGUCCCGGAUGGUUUGGAAAUAGAUGUACAGCCAGAUGUUCCAGAUCUCUCAAAUAUUUCAAGAAAUUUAAGGCAUUUCACAACACAACGGGAGAGUUGUCCCCCAUCUCAGAGUGGAAAUCAGGUAACUAGAGUAAGUUCUUAUAAAUGUCUCAAGUUGCUAUCGAAUUCUUAAGUUGUUAUUGUUGCCCUAAGGUGUUAUUGUUGUCCUAAGUUGUCAUUGUUGUCCUCAGUUGUCAUUGUUGUCCUAAGUUGUUAUUAAAUUGUUAUUGAUGUAAUUGGUUGUUAUUUAUGUCCUAAUUUGUUUAAGAUGUCGUACGUCGUCACAUAUUAGGAAACAGCUAAUAAGCCCAACAUGUAUGAGCCGUCAUCAAAAAAGUCAUUCACUAUUACAUGGCAAAUAAAACUAUAUGUAUUAUAUGGUAAAGAAAAGAUUGUACAUUGUAAUGUAAAUUAAACAUUUUUUUUAUUAUAAUAUAAAUAAAACAUUGUGUUUUUUUAACGUAAAUAAACCCUUCAGAUCUUGUCAACCCAUGUCCAAAUGUUGACCGGAGAAACUGACCUGGACGAGCUGCUUCAGGUAAACAUUUCUUUUCCUUAUAAAGCAACAUUAUUAAAAAAAAUUUUUUUUGUUGAUAUCACAGCCAAUUAUUAAAUCCGUGAAUAGUCGUCUGCUACCUUCAGACCUAGUUGGCUUGAUCUCCUCUCCCAUAUUGGUUGUCUCCCGUGGAAGACUAGCUAAUUUUUCCCUUAGUGCUCUUAGCAUAACAUGGUCUUAUUUUACUGACCUAACAUCUUUUGAAAGAGUGUGUUCUUUCUUUUGAGAAGAAAGUAAUAACACUCAAAAGAAAUUUCAAACAAACAGAAUUCAUUUAGUCCAAGAUUUACAUGGAUCAUGAUUCUUACUAAAAAUUAAAAAAAAAAACCAACAUGUUCUCAGUUAUGUUACCUAAGACGUUGUUAUCUUUUGAAAAAGCAAUCAUUAAAUCCAUAAGAAAAUUAAGGAAAUGGACGGAAAACUUGGCGUAUGCUUGUUUAUGAAAAUGAAGUGGAGCAAAUUAAGGAAGGAUUUUAACAUUGGAAUCAUAACAACAGGACGACCGUUUGGAACAAGCAGAUGACCCCGCACCCGAUCCUACACUGACCACCGAUGAACAGAGGACCCGUGAUGAGACGGCAGACACGACCCAUAGGUCAGGGGGAAGACCAGUAGAGCGACUGCCAUCACGACCUGAACAAUGGGCUUUUUCGGUGGAUGUCAGUGAGUCGGUGCAUGAGUUUCAUGACAGAAUCCCAGACAUGGCUUUUAAGGUAGAUAUCAUAGAGAUAAUGAUAACAACGAGUUACUGUCCUUGCUCUCUUUCUUGCUUUGAUAGAGCUAAACUACGUCCCACAGAUAUGUUCAAAUGGGAGAUAAUAAAAAAAAAAUCUGUUACAAAAAGUAAUCUUAGCUUAAUUUUGAUAAUACUCAUCUUUUAAAAUUCUUUCUUUAAAAUUUUUAAAAAUUUAUUUUCACUUCUGUUCAUUUAGCCUCUUCUUUAAACACAAUUCAGCUUUCGUCAUUGCUGAUUCUCUUGUCUGUUUAAUUUGCAUGUCACCUUAAUCUUCAUCUUUGAAAAUGUAUUCCUCUGAACUGUUUAAAUAUCAUUUUAUUCUAUUAAUGCGUUCAUUAAAGAAAUACAUAAUUCCUGCUCCAUUUAUCGGUAAGCUAAUUCUAGCUUUUGUCAUGUGACAUUCUUUGCCAACUUCCAGUGGCCAUUUGAGCUGGACACGUUCCAGAAGCAAGCCAUCCUCAGGCUAGAGAGCAACGAGAGUGUCUUUGUGGCCGCACACACGUCUGCUGGGAAGACAGUCAUCGCAGAGUACGCCAUCGCCCUGUCUAUGCGUCACAUGACAAGGUACGUCAGACUUUAUCACUAUUGGACAGGAGAGUAACGGUUCUAUAUUUGAUACCGACGUAGUAUUUUGACUUCAUUAUCAGACCAACUUUUCGGUGUAGCGAGAGCCGGCUCAAGUUACUGGCAACUCGGGCAGUCGCCCCGGGGCGCAUGUGCUUAGGGCGCCCUCAACGAUGUUACAAAAAUAGGAAAAAGAAUUGCAUGUGGUCGCCAUGGAAUGAAAAUAAAUUCUAUGUGCUAAUAUGUCUAGAUGCCCUACUACAUAAAUGGUAUGUUGGUGCACAGGAAGUAGCAGCAAAAUAUGUUAUAACAAAACAUUUAAGCUAUUUUUUAAAGGAUAUGUCAUAAUCAAACUUUACCAUAGCGCUCAUGUUGCUCCAGGAGAUGGUAACAUAUUGUUAUAUUUUCUUUUGUUAAAAUCAGCCGUCAGUCGACUGCCUAUGACGCAAGUCUUUCCCAUUGGUUUACAUGUUACUGAUCGGAGUUAUUGUCAUAUAAAAAAUGGUAGCUAAUUACUACAUCAUCAGGAAACUGACUCUCACUUUGGGAACAAAAAUUUCAGACAGCUAAAAAUAAAUUAAUAGACGCUGGCACAUCUUUGGCCCAUUCAUAAAACAUACCCAUAAAAUAUCAUCUUAGUGAAACAGGCUAAACGACAAGUCAUUAUACGUUCAAUAGUGAAACAGGCUAAACGACAAGUCAUUAUACGUUCCAAUUGUGUUUGGUGAGAUAUUUUAAUGAUUUUUAUUUGAACAGGACGAUGUACACAUCACCCGUGAAGGCCUUGUCCAACCAGAAGUACAGAGAGUUGAAGAUGACAUUUGAUGACGUUGGUUUGAUGACAGGUGACAUUCAGAUCAACGAGACGGCGUCUUGUCUCAUAGUGACCACGGAAAUUCUCAGGUGAGUGGCGGUCACUAGAGUCCUACUCAAUCUCAUGUCCGAAGUUGGAAAUCAUUUGUUAUAGGAUUAUACACAAUCUCAAGUCCGAUUUAGUAAGUGGGAAAUUAUUUCCUAACGGCUGGCACUGUCAUCUAGUGACUAUUGUUCAAGUACUCGCUAUUGGUCAACUACUGAGUUAUUUAGUUACUGACCAUUCGUCAACCACUGACUUUUCUUCAGAUACUGACGAUUAUAAGAUAUUUUCAAAAGCAUAUCAAAUAAUGUUAUUAUACAAAUAAAGGAAUGAAUGUGACCAUUUUGUACCUGUCUACAUUUGGUAAUAAAAUCAUUAACUUUUAAAAACGUGUAGGUAUUGGAAGUAAAAAGUAACAUCACAACAAAUGUAACAUCACAAUAAAUGUAACAUCACAACAAAUGUAACAUCACAAUAAAUGUAACAUCACAAUAAAUGUAACAUCACAGUAAAUGUAACAUCACAACAAAUGUAACAUCACAAUAAAUGUAACAUCACAAUAAAUGUAACAUCACAACAAAUGUAACAUCACAACAAUUGUAACAUCACAACAAAUAUAACAUCACAAUAAAUGUAACAUCACAAUAAAUGUAACAUCACAAUAAAUGUAACAUCACAAUAAAUGUAACAUCACACCAAAUGCAACAUCACAAUAAAUGUAACAUCACAAUAAAUGUAACAUCACAAUAAAUGUAACAUCACAAUAAAUGUAACAUCACAACAAAUGCAACAUCACAAUAAAUGUAACAUCACAAUAAAUGACAAAUAAAUUAUAAAGAACAUUGUCUAGAGAAAUUGAAAAAUAACAAUUUCAAAAUAAAAGUUAUUUGUUUUAACCUAAAUGCGUUAUAUUAUUAUGUUAUGUCAUUAUGUUAUAGUUUACAUGCUGAUACACCUAUUGCAAAAUAUUGAGUUUAGCCUGACCUAACAAUAGUGUCGUAUUCGUGUCUCGCUAGGACCAUGCUGUAUGAAGGUUCUGACAUGAUCCGUGAGCUGGAGUGGGUCAUCAUAGACGAGGUACACUACAUCAAUGACACUGACAGGGGCGUAGUCUGGGAGGAAGUGCUCAUCAUGCUCCCCGACAGUGUCAAGAUCGUGAUGCUGAGUGCCACAGUGCCCAAUACGAUGGAGUUGGCGGAGUGGGUGGGGUAAGGCGAAGUGGGUGGGUAAGGAGGAGUGGGUGGGGUAAGGAGGAGUGGGUGGGGUAAGGAGGAGUGGGUGGGGUAAGGAGGAGUGAGUGAGGUAAGGAGGAGAUGGUGGGGUAAGAAGGAGUGGGUGGGGUAAGGUGGAAUGGGUGAUGUUAGGUGGAGUUGGUGGGGUAAGGUGGAGUGGGUGGGGUAAGGAGGAGUGGGUGGGGUAAGGUGGACUGGGUGAUGUUAGAUGAGGGGGGGGGGGGGGGGGGGGGGGUGGGGCGGGGGGAGGGGGGGAGGGAGGAGGGGGUGGGGGGGGGGGGAGGGGGUGGGGUGAGGGGGGGUGGGUGGUGUUAGGUGGAGUUGGUGGGGUAAGGUGGAGUGGGUGGGGUAAGGAGGAGUGGGUGGGGUAAGGUGGACUGGGUGAUGUUAGAUGGAGUUGGUGGGGUAAGGUGGAAUGGGUGGGGUAAGGAGGAGUGGGUGGGGUAAAGUGGACUGGGUGAUGUUAGGUGGAGUUUGUAGGGUAAGGUGAAGUGGGUGGGGUAAGGAGGAGUGGGUGAUGUUAGGUGAAGUGGGUUGGAUAAGGUGGAGUGAGUGGGUGAGGUGGCGAGAGUAGAGUUACGUUUAGUGAGAGCAUUUAGGGUUAGUGGUUGGAGUUAGGCUGAGUGGGUGGGGUUAAGUUAAGUAGGUCGAAUUAGGUUAAGUGGGUGGAGUUAAGCUGAAUGGGUGGGGUUAGGUUGAGAUUGGGGGGGGGGGUUAGGUUAAGUAGGUCGAAUUAGGUUGAGUGGGUGGCGUUAAGCUGAGUGGAUGGGGUUAUGUUAAGUAGGUCAAAGUAGUUGAGUGGGUGGAGUUAGGCUGAGUGGGUGGAGUUAGGUUGAGUGGGUGGGGUUAUGUUAAGUAGGUCGAAGUAGUUUAAGUGGGUGGCGUAAACUGUUAUUAUUUUGUUCUAAAAAGACAGCUUCAUUUCAAUGAAGUGAUUGCACUGAUUAAAUCAUUUCUGGCUGGCAUGGAUUCAGAAGGUUUGAUUUCAGAAUUUCAAAAUGUUUUUGUCCGAGCAUACGCUUAUAUAUUCAAGUUGUAAGUUGUGAUUCCAGAUAUGGGCUAUUUCAAGUAAUAAAUUUGACAAUAUAUAAGAAUGAGCUACAGUGACAUAACACCAAAGUUGCUAUAUGAUUUAAGUACGUUCGGAUUCCUAAAGACAAUCAUAGUUAUUUUCUAUUAUUUUACGGAAAUCGAAUAAAUUCAAAUGCGCAAAAAUAUUUUAAAUCCGCUUUUAUUUUUAUUAAAAUGUAAAGUAUUAUUAUUAUAAAUUACCAAUUCAUUUAAAGUAUCAACUAAGGAACUAUUUUAUGCAUUUUAUAUGUGUUUGAAAAUUAUGAAAACAUUUUUAAAAAAUCAAGAUCAAAGAAUUACACCGUAAUCACAUUUAUCCGGAAAACCAAAACAUCAGUCGUUUUUAGUGCGUCUUUUUGUGCGUUCUUAAUAUGGCGAAAUAAAAUUAAAAUUAAUUUGUUCUCAAUAAUCAUGCAAAUGACGUCAUAGCGCGAAUAGCCUAUCUCACCAAAACUCUAAGGAUUCUUUAAUUUUAAUAACCGAUCGUGACGAAACUGAUAAUGUAUUUCCCCUUCUUAAAAGUAAAUCAAUAAAUACAAUUGAUUGCUUUUUAAAUUGUUAAUAAAAAACACACCUAUUUUUGCUUUGUAUAUUUUUACAUUUAAAAAGUUUUGCCUUUUUUGAUUCCAAAAAUAUACUUUUAUUAAAUUUAUAAGGCAAUAAAACCUAACCUUUAAAUAUAAUUCUAAUAAUAAUAAUUAGCGGUCUUACAUAGCGCGGUACCCCAGGCUAGGGCUGGACUCACCGCGCUGUACAUACAAAUAUUAUCAAAAGAGACAUAAUCAUGCCUGUAACCAAAACAACCCAAGCAAAUGUAUAUUCACCCACCCCACCCCAGAACUUUUACAAGCCAAACCAUGGACGGCAGCCAGCAGGAUCGUUUAUCGGUCAGAGGAGGGGAAUCAGUCAGGGUAGUAUAGUUUAAAAAGAUGUGUUUUGAGUGCAGUUUUGAAGGCCUGGGUGGUUGGUAUAUUGCGUAUGUUUAGUGGCAAAGAAUUCCAUUGUUUGGGGGCGCAGAAAGAGAAAGAUCGUUCACCAUAUGUUUUAGUGUGCGUCUUGGGAACGGACAGAAUACGCGUGUCUGCGGGGGAGCGAAGCUGUCGAAGGGGUGAAUAGACAGAAAGAAGCUCGGUUAGAUAGGAAGGGCAGGAAUUCGAAAAAAAAGUUGAGACAGAGAACAGACAACUUGUAGUCAAUGCGGUUUUAGUAUAUCUAUGCAGCGAAACUCCAUAGCUAAGUAGCAUUCACUAAUCCACGUAUACCUCAUACAAAAAAAGAACGAACCAUAUGAAUUGCAAAAUAUUUUAGUUUGUUUAUGGAAGGGACUACAAUCCGGUGGAAGAUUUUCUAAAUUUAUUUAAAUCUGGGUGGGGGAGGGGUUGGUCACUUUGCCCCAUGCAGCACAAGAUACGUCUCAAAAUAAAGGAAUGAAUUUGAUCAAUAAUUAACCUUCUUGGGUACAUUCAUAUUGGAGGUAGGAAAUAGGAUGUGUACAUUUUUAUGUGGAUGACAAUAUAUUUAAAUCCUAUGGUAUUACAUUUGUGACAAAAGAGAUGUUAAAUUCACCUUUUACAAAUAAACAUAUGUUUACCAAUGAAGAAAAUCACUGGCGUUAACAAAUCUUUGGUAUAUUUAUAUAAGUAUAUUCAUGAAUAUCAAAAUCCAAUCAUUUUACACACUUGAAAAUUAAAUUUUGACAAAUGCAGAUUAGUUAAUAUUUUCUUUUUAAAAAAAACACGAAAAUAUAUAUUUUUUGUUACUUUGAAAAAAGUAAAGAAGUUUGUACUUUUAUGAGAUGAAUUUUUUUUAAAAAGACAGUCAAAUCUGAUAUAGGCGGGAAAAAUAGUUGCGAGAUUCUUCUUAGAUAAAAUAAUUCUUUGUUUUACGAUUCUCUGAUAUUGUAUAAUUUAAAAAAAGGGAAAAUGUGUUUAAUUUUUUUUAUGAAGAUAACAAUAUAUAUCGUAUUGCUUUAAUACAAAAUAUAUUUAUAUCAUGUAUAGAGUUUUGUUGUAAAUUUAAGAUAAGUUUUUUAAAAAUUUUGAGACAAAAAAGUUCUAAUUCAAGGGCACAAAAAGGGGUAAAUCUAAAGUAGUUCUCUAGCGUAGUUAUGGUCCCUCAAUUAACUUCUUUAGUGACAAAAGUGAUAUAAUUAGUGAUAAUUUAGACUGAGUAAUUUAAGGUCACGUUUAGAGGGGGGAAAGUAGUUUAGGAGCGUGAAAGGGUGUAGGGUACGCGUAUCAUGUAUAACAGAUAAACACUUCUCAAAAAGUAAUGAUGUUAGAAACGUAAAUAUCAUUACAUUUUUAAAGUUAUGAAUUGGGAUGAGUUUUUGCAAUAGCAGUUAGAAAUUAUCGCAAAGGAUUGAACAUUAUUACCCUGAUAACAUCGGGUCAUUUAUUCAAGUCCUUAAAAGAAUAUAAUAGAAGAUGACAUCAACAUUUUGCAUCAAAUUCUAAAUAUUUGAACUAGCUUCUGGUGUGUCCUGCUUCCUCUUUAAACCACCCCCCCCCAACCACAACUCCACCUGUUUUAUAUUAAAGUAAUCGGUGAAAAAAGGCUUUCCGCAGCCAGCUACAUGCGUUGGAACUCCGGUAAAUAGUUUUUUUGUUUUUUAAUUUAAGGGGAGGCGACUAUUUUUCGAUGUUGUUAUACUUUGUCCCACUGAACUUCAUGCGUAGCCUCAAAAGUCUGGUGAAAUGGUCUUUUAUAUUUCUUUAGAAAACGAUUUUUUUAAUGUCACUUUUUUUCCCCAUCUUUGUUCUGGGACUGCACAUCACACAGACGGCCACCUUUUAACUUUUGGCAUGUAUAGUCCGUCCUGGUACAGGAAGGUAUUGCUGUUUUCGUUAUACUGCGACUGUUGUUUCCUAAAUCUUUGUAAUAAAAUGAACGUCAGUGUCUUCUCUGUCGACGGGGUUUCGUACAGCGUCAUCUCUGUCCCGGGAUCCGGCCACUGACCUGUUCCGAUCAUUGGGUUAUUUCUUGACAAAAACAGUUGACAAAGGCAAUGCACUCUCACUACGAAACAUGACAGUAGAUUUCGUUGCGUAAUGUAGAAAAUGAGAUGUUAAUUUUUGUUGUUUGAUUCUUGGACCCACAGGGUAUUAAAAAAAAAAAAACCAGACCCGGAGUAAAAUGUCUGCGACUAGUUAAGCUCUAGUAGGAAUGAUUCCAACACCAAUUGUUGACAAAUGACAUUUUGUAAUGACAAAAAUCUCAACCAAUCUCCUUUCUUAAUCCAUGUGAACAGGCGGAUCAAAAGGAAACAGGUUUUUGUGAUAACUACUCCAGAACGACCUGUGCCACUUCAGCACUUCCUGUACACAGGUGUCACAACAGCCAGAGUGCCCAACGGGCUGUUUUUGUUUAUAGACGAGGAGAGCAGGUUUAUUGAACAAGGGUGAGUCACUUAAAGGUCACUAUAUAUCAGAAAAGGCAAAAGUUCCGAUAAGCUGACAUUUAAGACGUGACAAAUUUAUCAUUUAAAACCAAAUGCCAAGAUUCUAUAUUUAGACAAGUGCACCGCUGUUAAAACCUUCCCCCCCCCCCUCUUCUAAUAAUGAACUUACAGACCCAGUGUACUAGGUUUGCUUGUCUGCAAUUAGAACCAUACAAUUGUAGUAUUAUCUGAUCACUCUGACACAAAUUUACCAUCUCCUAUCCGUUAUCAGAAUUUCACAAAUGCACUUUUUUCUGGUUACUCUUACGCAAACUUCUUGUUCCCGUUCUGUUAUUAGAAUCAUACAAUUGUGCAAUUAUCUGGUCUCUGCUACGCAACCUUCUCGUUUCCUUUCUGUUUUAAGAUACGACAAGGCCAGAGAUACAUUGAAAGGGAAAGAUGCUGUCAGCUACAAAACACAGGUACCCAAAUGUUCUAUUAUUUUACUCUAUACAUUCAUCUAAAAUCUAAACAAUUUUAAGAAAGAUGGAUGCCAACAUUAAAAAAAAAAAAUUGAAAUUCUUCAAAAGAUCACAAUUUUAUUGAUGAACGAUUGGAAAAGUCGCAAUCAAAAGUUGGACAUUCAAAGCUCAAAUCUGGUGCAUGAAACAACUCAGCCAUUUCAAGCCUGUUCAGGAGAGCGGUCUUUCGUAAAAGUCCUCAAAAUCCAAGGUUUUGUCAAACUUUAUCGGGGAUUUAUAAUGGAGUAUUGUGUUGGGAAUUAAAUAGGGUAUGUUAUAUUGUAUUUUAAAGGGUAUUGUAUAACUCAAAAUGCAAGGUGGACCAAAAACUUGUGCGGGCCAAAAUAAAAUAGGACAAGAAGGUAAGCUAUUAAGAAAAUAAUAAAAAUAAAGAAUAUUUCGCUACCUUGCGGGCCGUAUGUUGUACAGGCCUGGUAUAGGGUAUUGGCUAUGAUGUUGCAAUUAAAGUUGUUUGUUUAUUGUUAAUUUAAGUCACUAUUGGACUAAACACUUUUACAACAUUUAAUAAAUCUCAAAACAGGACAGAAAAAUAUGGAAGUCUGUCAUCGAUAUGAUGCAGAAAGAAAACAGGCUUCCAGCGGUGGCCUUCAUCUUUUCCAAGAAAAAAAUUGACGUCAUCUGUAAAUACGGCAAAGAUCUUUGUCUGACGUCACAUUCCGAACAACACCAAAUACAGAUGUUUGUUGACAAGUGUGUGGCUAAGUUGCAUGCCAAGGAUCGGGAACUCCCGCAGGUAACACAACUCAUCCUUCAUGAAAGUUUGGAAUAAAAUGGCUCAGAGACUGACGAGCUCAAGAGAUAAAAAAUAAAAAUCUACAUUAAGCAUACCUUUCCGUGCCUACUGUCUAGUCUCUACUCAUGUUAUGAGACUCCCUUUCUGAGAUUACUGUUUAGUCUCUACUCCUGUCAUGAGACUCCCUGUCUGUGCUUACUGUCUAGUCUCUACUCUUGUCAUGCGACUCCAUUGCUGUGCUUACUGUCUUGUCAAUACUCCUGUCAUGCGGCUCCAUUUCUGUGCUUACUGUCUAGUCAAUACUCCUGUCAUGCGGCUCCAUUUCUGUGCUUACUGUCUAGUCAAUACUCCUGUCAUGCGGCUCCAUUUCUGUGCUUACUGCCUAGUCUCUACUCCUGUCAUGAGACUUCCUUUCUGUACUUACUGUCUAGUCAUUACUCCUGUUAUGAGACUCCCUUUUUUGUGGGUAAUGUCUAGUCUCUUCUUUUGUCACGAGCAACACUUUCUGUGCUUAACUCUCGUCUCUACUCUUGUUAAUAGACUGCCUUUCAAUGUCUACUAUCUAUUCUCUUCUCUAGUCUCCAUACCAAUCUUUUUUUAACAUCGAAAGUAAAACAAGGGCUAUCGCCUUCAAAGAAAAUCCUCUGGAUAUUUCAAUUAUCUGUCACUAGAUACCUUGUAAAAUUUAUUCGUAUUGUUCACUGUUAUUAAUGUGUAUAUAUAUUUAUACAUAUUAUAAAUUUCUGUCCAGGUCCACAAGCUCACAGGUCUAUUACACCGAGGCUUUGGCGUGCACCAUUCUGGCAUACUGCCCAUCUUUAAAGAGAUGAUAGAGAUACUGUUUCAGAGAGGCUUGAUCAAGGUGCGUGGCUAGUUGAUGUAGCCCUAGUUGAUGUAUCACUAGUGAAUGUAGCACUAUUGCAUGUAGCACUAAGGAAUGUAGCACUAGCGGGUGUAGCUCUAGUCGGUGUAGCACUAGCAGAUGUAUCACUUGAGGAUGUAGCACUAGUGGAUGUAGCCCUAGUGGGUGUAGCACUAGCAGAUGUAGCACUUGAGGAGGUAGCACUAGCGGAUGUAGCCCUAGUGGAUGUAGCACUAGCAGAUGUAUUACUUGAGGAUGUAGCCGUAGUGGAUGUAACACUAGGCGAUGUAGCACUAGUAAAUGUAGCACUAGCGGAUGUAGCCCUAGUGGAUGUAGCACUAGCAGAUGUAGCAGUUGAGGAUGUAGCACUAGUUUAUGUAGGGGUGUCUCACGUUAACUAACUUGAGUUGAACUGAUGUUCAAAUGAUGUUCUAAUGAUGUGCCAAUGAUGUUCCAAUGAUGUUCCAAUGAUGACAAUGGAUUGCUUGUACCUUGUAUGCCGUGUAGGUUCUGUUGGCCACCGAGACGUUUGCUAUGGGCGUCAAUAUGCCGGCCAAGACGGUGGUCUUUGACAGUGUCAUCAAGCACGACGGGAAGGCAUUCCGUCCGGUCCAUCCAGGGGAGUACACUCAGAUGGCGGGGCGGGCCGGGCGCCGGGGGCAUGACACCACGGGCACCGUCAUAGUGCUGUGCAACGGCGAGGUGCCCGACGUUGGGCAACUGCACAGGAUGGCCCUGGUAAAUAUUAAAUCCGAUCAUUAAUAUAUUUUAUAAUGUAACUGACCUGAUGGCAUGACUUAAACCAUGAUAAGAGACAUGCAAAGAUGGAAAAAAACUUUUAUGUUACCAAAGAAAAAAAUUUUGUCCACCUGUAUGAACAUCAUAACAAUUUAAAAAAAAACAUCUUUAAAAUUCUAUGCGCCGAGCAGUUACGUCUUACAGAACAUAUCAACAUUAUAAUUUAGCUCCUUUUUGUUACGCCAUUCAUCAUCCAUCAACGCUAUCCUUUAACCCUUAUUUCUUACGUCACUUAUCAUCUAACAACAUUAUAAUUGAGCCCCUAGCUGUUACUUUAUCUAUAAACAAAUAUGUAGCACCUAGCUGUGGCGAUAUUUAGUUUUAAUAUCGAUCAUCACAUAAAAAAGCAGGUCUCUGCCACUACAUACAUGUAUGCCCAGAGUGAAACUCAGCUGGGUGUAUACAGCCAUUGACAAUAACGGCAGGCCAUAUCCGUAUGGCAAAAAAGAAAAAAAAAAAGGGGGACAGGGGUGCCAUUUCUGUUUUAAAAACAUCGUUAUAUUUUAAAAUUACGAUGACUUGUUUCGAAAAUGUGUAUUUAGCAAACCACGACUCAGUUUUUUGUUUUUUAAACCACCCGACCACAGCCACAAUGACACCUUUUAUUUCCUUGUAACAACAACACAUCACUGGCAUUGCCACUCAAGUGUCAUUCUUGCCUUAAAAGAAAGGGUUUAUUUGCAGUGAAAAUAUUGAAGAGUGAUCUUUAGGUUUAGAUCCUCCCAAUUCUUUACUAGGGUAAGCCAACGCCCCUGGAAUCCAGGUUCCGGCUGACGUACUCCAUGAUACUCCAACUGAUGAGGGUAGAACAGCUGAAAGUCCACGACAUGAUGAAGAGAAGUUUCUCAGAGUUCCACACCAAGAAGACAGUGGCCAAGAGUCUUGAGCACGUCAAGACGCAGCUGGAGGACGUCAGAGAGAUCCACUGCUUCCUGUGUAACAUUGACCUGGCUCAGUACCACUCCGACUGUGUGGAGUAUUACAGAUUGCAAGAAUACAUGCAGGUCAUUCGACUGUUUGCAUAAUAGUUAUUUAGUUCAUGUGCGUAUAAAUUGGUGCUCUUGUAAUUUAACCAUUGACGCCUUCGAAUCAACACGCCUUAUUCAGCAGGGGCGUAGCAAGGGUUAGUGCCACCCGGGGGUGGGGUGGGGGGAGGACAAUAUUGUUCUCACCCCUUCCACGAAAAUAACCUACGCUUUAAUCCAAAAAUGUUGCCCCUCCUUCUGCCCCUCCAUAUAAAGAAAAAGUUCAGACGCCAAUGCUUUUCAGCAUCGUAACUUUAGACCAAACAAUGAAAUAAAAAUGAGCAAUAACCAAUAUGUUGUGAUAAGCAAAAUAUAUAGAGACAACUUUUUUUUGCUCCCAAAGAAAAAAAGAAAUAAUUUAUUUUAAAACGUGUAGAUAAAGAUAACCUAAGUUAAAUAAGUUACGAUUCAACUAUAAUUCUUUAUGGUUUAUAAUCAACCCAAAAGAAAUCAACGUAUUCUUUAGUUAACUGGUUUAAGACCGGGGGGGGGGGAGUUCAGUUCUCAACAAGAUUUCAUCAUAACUUUCAUUUUGUUCUGUAUUUAUUGCACUUAUUUUGAUGUCAUGGUUGUAUUGACAGUCUGUGAUAUUGAGUCACCCAAGGGGUGUGCAAGACAUGCACUCUGGUCGCAUCCUCAUGGUCAGAAGACCACAGAAUCAAGUGUCCCUUGGGGUCCUCCUGGCAACAUAUGUGACAGACGAAAACGAGAAAAUGUUUAAAACUUUUGUCUUGACUGAUCGACUUCAACAGCCAGAUACGGGAGAAAUGGGUAAGUAAAAUGUACCGAUAUUUGAGCCAUGUCGUGAGGAAAAGUGCUCAGAUGUGUAGUGAUGUUUCAGCCAUCUCAAAUUUAAAAUUCAUUUCACAUACUAGUAUGUGUUUUUUUUUAAUUAUAAGGGUAACAUUCCCUCAAAUAUAUAUAUAUAUUUUAUGAAUGUUCCAGGUGUUCACCCGGUCGAGCAGAUCCACCUGUUAGGUCCAAAGAACCCGUGGUUCGAGGUGGUCAACCUUUCAACCAAAUAUGUUCUUGGAAUCUCACGUAUCGUGCACAAUGUUGACACACAGUUUUUGCUGGAAGGAUUGGAUGGGAAACUCAGAAAUAAAAAGUUCGUGAGACAGAUUAUCAUUGCAUGUUUGUAAAAGUGUUGUUGUGUUGAUGUGUCUCAUGAGGCAGAUUAUCAUUGCAUGUUUGUAAAAGUGUUGUUGUGUUGAUGUGUCUCAUGAGGCAGAUUAUCAUUGCAUGUUUGUAAAAGUGUUGUUGUGUUGAUGUGUCUCAUGAGGCAGAUUAUCAUUGGAUGUUUGUAAAAGUGUUGUUGUGUUGAUGUGUCUCAUGAGGCAGAUUAUCAUUGCAUGUUUGUCAAAGUGUUGUUGUGUUGAUGUGUCUCAUGAGGCAGAUUAUCAUUGCAUGUUUGUAAUAGUAUUGUUGUGUUGAUAUGUCUCAUGAGGCAGAUUAUCAUUGCAUGUUUGUAAAAGUAUUGUUGUGUUGAUAUGUCUCAUAAUAUUUCAUUCAAAUAGGUUUGCACAACUUUACCUACCCGAUGAGACUUUAAGAGAUAGUUUAUUGUCUGCCUCACCUCUGUUAGUUGAAUCUAUUAGAAUAUUAGUCGGGUAGUGUUGCAUCUUUUUGAUCAGUUCAUCCAGUUCAAAGACAAAAUCCCUUUCAAGACUGCUAUGUACUAUAGAUCCAAAAUAAUUUAAAGUACCUUAAAGAUAACAAUAUUCUCCAAAUCCAAAGACUGUAAAGUACCAUAAAGACAACAAUAUUCUCUAUAUCAAAAGAAUGUAAAAUACCUUAAAGUCAAGCAGGUGCUGUAGAUAAAAAAGAAUUUAAAGUACCUUCAAAAAACAAUGUACGGUAGAUGGCAAAUGAUAUAAAGUACAUUUCAAACAGGUACUUCCUAGACAGACUUUGCAUCAAUAAUUUUGUUUAAGUUUUCCGUGUGAGAUCUGAAGUAUGAACUCAUAAUUUAUAGAUCAUGAUAAUUUAUUAUUUAUCAUAUUAGUCUUUUCUAACUUUUUUUAACAUCUUUAAGAAUCCAUUUUUGCUACAUUCCCGUCAAGCUAGAAAAAUUGAAUUUGGCUAACAUCUUUAACAGUGACAUCUUGAACAAUGACAUCUUUAACAAUGAAAUCUUUAACAAUGACAUCUUGAGCAAUGACAUCUUUAACAAUGACAUCUUGAACUAUGGCAUCUUUAACAAUGACAUCUUUAACACUGACAUCUUUAACAAUGACAUCUUGAACCAUGAGAUCUUUAACAAUGACAUCUUUAACAAUGAAAUCUUUAACAAUGACAUCUUGAACAAUGCCAUCUUUACCAAUGACAUAUUGAACCAUGACAUCUUGAACAAUGACAUCUUGAACCAUGAUAUCUUGAACCAUGUCAUCUUGAACAAUGACAUCUUGAACAAUGACAUCUUUAACAUUGACAUCUUAACCAAUGACAACUUUACCAAUGACAUCUUUAACAAUCACAUCUUAAACAAUGAUAAUUUUAACAAUGACAUCUUGAACAAUGACAUCUUGAACAAUGACAUCUUUAACAAUGACAUCUUUAACAAUGACAUCUUUAACAAUGACAUCUUAACAAUGAUAUCUUAAAUAAUGACAUCUUAACAAUGAAUCUUGAAAAAAUGACUUCUUUAACAAUGACAUUUUUAACAAUAACAUCUUUAACAAUGACAUCUUGAACCAUGAGAUCUUUAACAAUGACAUCUUAACAAUGACAUCUUUACAAUGUCAUCUUUAAAAAUGAAAUCUUUAACAAUGACUUCUUUAACAAUGACAUUUUGAACCAUGACAUCUUUACCAAUGACAUCUUUAAAAAUGACAUCUUUAACAAUGACAUCUUUACCAAUGACAUUUCAAAACAUGACAUCUUGAACAAUGACAUCCUUAACAAUGACAUCUUUGCCAAUGACAUCUUUAACACCGACGGCCUUAUUUGGAUAGAUUUAACUUUGACAAUUGCUUUCCCUUGCCUCUGAACUCUAUCUUCCCUACAAAUGCUCUCAUCUCUAUCAACCCCCCUCAUUCCCAAACAUGUCAUCUCUCUCUUGCCUCCAAUACCUCCCCAUUCUCUCAUGCCUCACAUACCUCCCCAUUCUCUCAUGCCUCACAUACCUCCCCAUUAUCUCAUGCCUCACAAACCUCCCCAUUCUCUAAUGCCUCACAUACCUCCCCAUUCUCUCAUGCCUCCCAUCCCUCCCCAUUCUCUCAUGCCUCCCAUCCCUCCCCAUUCUCUCAUGCCUCCCAUCCCUCCCCAUUCUCUCAUGCCUUUCAUCCCUCCCCAUUCUCUCAUGCCUCCCAUCCCUCCCCAUUCUCUCAUGCCUCCCAUACCUCCCCAUUCUCUCAUGCCUUUCAUACCUCCCCAUUCUCUCAUGCCUCCCAUCCCUCCCCAUUCUCUCAUGCCUCCCAUCCCUCCCCAUUCUCUCAUGCCUCUCAUCCCUCCCCAUUCUCUCAUGCCUCCCAUCCCUCCCCAUUCUCUCAUGCCUCCCAUACCUCCCCAUUCUCUCAUGCCUUUCAUCCCUCCCCAUUCUCUCAUGCCUCCCAUCCCUCCCCAUUCUCUCAUGCCUUCCAUCCCUCCCAAUUCUCUCAUGCCCCACAUACCACCCCAUUCUCUCAUGCCUUCCAUCCCUCCCCAUUCUCUCAUGCCUCCCAUCCCUCCCCAUUCUCUCAUGCCUCCCAUCCCUCCCCAUUCUCUCAUGCCUCCCAUCCCUCCCCAUUCUCUCAUGCCUCCCAUCCCUCCCCAUUCUCUCAUGCCUCCCAUCCCUCCCCAUUCUCUCAUGCCUCCCAUCCCUCCCCAUUCUCUCAUGCCUCCCAUCCCUCCCCAUUCUCUCAUGCCUCCCAUCCCUCCCCAUUCUCUCAUGCCUCCCAUCCCUCCCCAUUCUCUCAUGCCUCCCAUCCCUCCCCAUUCUCUCAUGCCUCCCAUCCCUCCCCAUUCUCUCAUGCCUCCCAUCCCUCCCCAUUCUCUCAUGCCUUCCAUCCCUCCCCAUUCUCUCAUGCCUUCCAUCCCUCCCCAUUCUCUCAUGCCUUCCAUCCCUCCCCAUUCUCUCAUGCCUUCCAUCCCUCCCCAUUCUCUCAUGCCUUCCAUCCCUCCCCAUUCUCUCAUGCCUUCCAUCCCUCCCCAUUCUCUCAUGCCUUCCAUCCCUCCCCAUUCUCUCAUGCCUUCCAUCCCUCCCCAUUCUCUCAUGCCUUCCAUCCCUCCCCAUUCUCUCAUGCCUUCCAUCCCUCCCCAUUCUCUCAUGCCUUCCAUCCCUCCCCAUUCUCUCAUGCCUCCCAUCCCUCCGCAUUCUCUCAUGCCUUCCAUCCCUCCCCAUUCUCUCAUGCCUCCCAUCCCUCCCCAUUCUCUCAUGCCUCCACCCCUCCCCAUUCUCACAUGCCUUCCAUCCCUCCCCAUUAUCUCAUGCCUUCCAUCCCUUCCCAUUCUCUCAUGCCUUCCAUCCCUCCCCAUUCUCUAAUGCCUCACAUACCUCCCCAUUCUCUAAUGCCUCACAUACCACCCCAUUCUCCCAUGCCCCACAUACCACCCCAUUCUCUCAUGCCUUCCAUCCCUCCCCAUUCUCUCAUGCCUCACAUAUCUCCCCAUUCUCUCAUGCCUCAUAUACCUCCCCAUUCUCUAAUGCCAUACAUACCUCCCCAUUCUCUCAUGCCUCACAUACCUCCCAAACCUCUAAUGCCUCAUAUCACUUCCCAUUCUCUUAUGCCUUCCACACCUCCCCAUUCUCUCAUGCCUUCCACCCAUCCUCAUUCUCUCAUGCCUUCUACCCCUCCCCAUUCUCUCAUGCCUUCCAUCCCAUCCUCAUUCUCUCAUGCCUUCCACCCCUCCCCAUUCUCUCAUGCCUUCCACCCCUCCCCAUUCUCUCAUCCCUCCCCAUUCUCUCAUGCCUUCCAUCCCUACCUAUUCUCUCAUGCCUUCCACCCCUCUCCAUUCUCUCAUGCCUUCCAUCCCUCCCCAUUCUCGCAUGCCUUCCACCCCUCCCCAUUCUCUCAUGCCUUCCACCCCUCCCCCUUCUCUCAUGCCUUCCACCCCUCCCCAUUCUCUCAUGCCUUCCACCCAUCCCCAUUCUCUCAUGCCUCCCAUCUCUCCCCAUUCUCUCAUGCCUCCCAUCUCUCCCCAUUCUCUAAUGCCUCCCAUACCUCCCCAUUCUCUAAUGCCUCCCAUCUCUCCCCAUUCUCUAAUGCCUCCCAUCCCUCCCCAUUCUCUCAUGCCUUCCACCACUGUCAUGACCAACAAGUUACAGCGUUACGAUAAUUUUAUUGAUAAUUCGGCUUUGUGAUAGGAUCGGCGUAAACAAACAUGGGGUUUGCUAUACCAGGACUCCAACAGUUGGUCUGAGAAAAACUUUCAGCUCUUUCGAUAACACUUAACACAUUAAUACCUACACUAAUGUGGAAGAGUUGGAGUAGGGAUUCUAAACUGGGGAGAAGUCAGUCGUGGGUGACAGUGGUAAAUGGUGGGCACAUCAGUUGCAGCACAUGUUGAUUUUGGAUGUAUUGUUUUACAUAUCUAUUUAUUCAUUUAUAUUAUGUCAGAAAGCUAAGUGGUGUUGUCGUUGACCUUAUCAAAGACCUGCAUGCGCUCAGCCUGAAGCACCCCUCGGGGCUUAGUGGGUACGACCCCAGCAAAGAUCUGAACAUAUGCGACACAGAAGUGAUCGAGAAAUGGCGGGCCAUCAAAUUCCUCUUCGACAGCUUAACUCAAACGUAUGACUGCCGGCGAUGCCCUGACUUUCGAGAACACGUAUGUGAUACAUCUAUCCACAUUUCUUAACUUCCUGACCCUCGAGAACAAGCAUGUGAUGUCUACCCACAAUUCUUAACUUUCUGACUGUCUAGAACACGUAUGUGAUAUGUCUACCAGAUUUCUUAACUCCCCGACUCUCGAGAACCCGUUCGAGAUAAAUCUACCAACAUUUCUUAACUUUCGUGCUCUCAAGAACAAGUAUGUGAUGUCUACCCACAUUUCUUAACUUUCUGACUCCCAAGAACAAGUAUGUGACAUGCCUACUAACAUUUCUUAACGUCCUGACUCUCUAGAACAUGUAUGUAAUAUGUCUACCCACAUUUCGUAACUUCCUGACUCUCUAGAACACGUAGAACACAUUUCUCUUCUUUCUAUUAUUUAUGUAAUCCAUUUUGUUCUCUAUUGUUUGUGUUCAGUAUGUUUAAAUAAUCCACACCUCCCUGGUGUCAUUGUUUGUAUAAUUUUCUGUGUCCUGUAUAACAUUGGAACGUUUUAUUUGUAUAGUAGGUUUUUAAUUGUAUCAACUCUUUGUUCAUCUUUGACUAUUUGCUCCAAAACAUUUUAUAAAGACUAUUAAUCUUGGUCUAAAAAAUGUUUGGUUUGAUAGAAUAUAAAGUACAUUAGCCUUUGGUCUAUAACAUUUUCCUUAGCUGGAGAAGCAACAGACCUGAAACUCACCAUUCUACCCCCUCCACCCACUCCACCCAUUCCAUCCAGUCCACCAAAUCCACCCACUCCUCUGAAUCCACCCUUUCCACCCACCCCAUAGUGCCCAAGUUCAUUUGGAAAAUUUAACAAAACUAGUUUUUAUUUUUACUUCUUCAAAAUUACAUUUCAAUGUGAUCUCAAAGGAGGCCUUGACACAGCACUUUCGUCCCCAGGACGUCCGUUAUCCAGAUUCUCACAUUGCAUAAAGUUGCUUUUGAGAAAAUAAAGAGAAAGAGACAUAUGCGUCAAUUAUCGACAAUAAGCCACAUAAAUAAUUACUAAAUUAUGGUCAGGAUCAGAGACCUCUAUCCCUCCUGUGUAGACGCCCCUGGUCAAAAUUGUCUUGUCACCAGAACGUCUACAAACCACAUAUGCAGCUCUGAUACAACCUUCAUAUCAUUUAAGGAUGAAAUAGUUCUUCUACUGCUAUGCUGUUAGGAAGGAUGAAAUAGUUCUUCUACUGCUAUGCUGUUAGGAAGGAUAAAAUAGUUCUUCUACUGCUAUGCUGUUAGGAAGGAUGAAAUAGUUCUUCUACUGCUAUGCUGUAAGGAAGGAUGAAAUAGUUCUUCUACUGAUAUGCUGUUAGGAAGGAUGAAAUAGUUCUUCUACUGCUAUGCUGUUAGGAAGGAUGAAAUAGUUCUUCUACUGCUAUGCUGUUAGGAAGGAUAAAAUAGUUCUUCUGCUGCUAUGCUGUUAGGAAGGAUGAAAUAGUUCUUCUACUGCUAUGCUGUUAGGAAGGAUGAAAUAGUUCUUCUACUGCUUUGCUGUUAGGAAGGAUAAAAUAGUUCUUCUACUGCUAUGCUGUUAGGAAGGAUGAAAUAGUUCUUCUACUGCUAUGCUGUUAGGAAGGAUGAAAUAGUUCUUCUGCUGCAAUGCUGUAAGGAAGGAUAAAAUAGUUCUUCUACUGCUAUGCUGUUAGGAAAGAUAAAAUAGUUCUUCUACUGCUAUGCUGUUAGGAACGAUGAAAUAGUUCUUCUACUGCUAUGCUGUUAUGCAGGAUGAAAUAGUUCUUCUACUGCUAUGCUGUUAGGAAGGAUGAAAUAGUUCUUCUACUGCUAUGCUGUAAGGAAGGAUGAAAUAGUUCUUCUACUGCUAUGCUGUUAGGAAGGAUGAAAUAGUUCUUCUACUGCUAUGCUGUUAGGAACGAUGAAAUAGUUCUUCUACUGCUAUGCUGUUAUGCAGGAUGAAAUAGUUCUUCUACUGCUAUGCUGUAAGGAAGGAUGAAAUAGUUCUUCUACUGCUAUGCUGUUAGGACGGAUGAAAUAGUUCUUUUACUGCUAUGCUGUUAGGAAAAAAAUCUAUUUUAAAAGAAUGAUCUUUCAAUAAUCCUCUGUCUUAUCCUUCUAUAAUCUUCUGGUCCUUCAUUCAGUCUCUGAUCUCUGACCACUCAAUAAUCCUCUCAAUAAUCCCCUGAUCUCUCAAUACUCCCGUGAUCUCUUAAUAAUCCUUGGAUCUCUCUAAAAUCUUUGGAACUCUCAAUAGUCCUCUGAUCUCUUAAUAAUCCUCUACUCUCUCGAUAAUCCUCACAUCACUCAAUAAUCCUCUGAUCUUUCAAUAAUCUCCUGAUCACUCAAUAAUACUAUAAUCCCUUUAGUUCUACGCCCACGACAGAAACGUAAGCAUUCGCCAACAACACAAAGAACUCCAGUACCUCGCCUCCGAUGAUUACCUUGCACUUCUCCCAGAGUACCACCAGCGAGUUCAGGUAACUGUCCUCACAAACUUAUGUCAUGCCAAGAAUGAACAAUGCUCAAUAGAACACACAUUUCAAAUGGACAUUUUAUUGGAUCAUGGAAUGCAUCAGUGUUUCCCGACCCUUUAGACUGUAGAGCGUUUUCAUAAAUAAUUGUUCUAUGAUUUCUACCUCGGGCCAGCGACCCACAAUCCCAUGUUCUGUUAUUUUCGUAAUGGACACUAUUAUUAGCGUACCAUCUAAUCAAAUAUAAACGUUGAAUGGGUACAUACCAGAAGUUUGUGCUUACAUACCAGAAGUUUGUGCUUACAUACCAGAAGUUUGUGCUAACAUACCAGAAGUUUGUGCUUACAUAUCAGAAGUUUGUGCUAACAUACCAAAAGUUUGUGCUUACAUACCAGAAAUUUGUGUUUGCAUACGAGGAGUUUAUGCUUAUAUCUCAGGGGUCGUUACAAUCUUCUUGAAUCCUCCAUUAAAUACAUAUCAAGCAUAUCUUACAAACGAGUGGAAGAAGGUAAAAUUUAUCAGGUUGCUUCUGAUGUCCCGCUAUUAAUGCGUUAGAAAGUCAAUCAAGGGCCCACCAAUGUUUAAUAGAUUAAAACACAUUUUAGACAAAAGUGUGUACAAUAUUCCAGCUUUAGAUCUCUUCGUCAAUCCAUGGGUAGGCCUAUAUAAACAGAUGAACUAUGGGUAGGCCUGUAUAAACAGAUGAACUAUGGGUAGGCCUAUAUAAACAGAUGAACUAUGGGUAGGCCUAUAAACAGAUGAACUAUGGGUAGGCCUGUAUAAACAGAUGAACUAUGGGUAGGCCUAUAUAAACAGAUGAACUAUGGGUAGGCCUAUAUAAACAGAUGAACUUUGGGUAGGCCUAUAUAAACAGAUGAACUAUGGGUAGGCCUAUGUAAACAGAUGAACUGUGGGUAGCCCUAUAUAAACAGAUGAACUGUGGGUAGCCCUAUAUAAACAGAUGAACAAUGGGUAGGCCUAUAUAAACAGAUGAACAUUGGGUAGGCCUAUAUAAACAGAUGAACAUUGGGUAGGCCUAUGUAAAAAGAUACAAAAUUUUACACCAACGAAAACCAAAAAAACACAUAUUUCCAGCAAUACAAUGUCAAUAGAAUGUUGUAGAGUUGUUUUUUUGUUUUUGUUUUUGGGGGUGGGGGUUAUUGGGGGUCGCUUAGGGGUUGGGGGUUGGUAGUGUUAGAUGAAAUUGUACUAAAAAUUAUAUUAUUUUGAUGGAAUAAAAAUCCAAUACAUAUUUUUCCAAAUCUUAAGGUAUUAAAAGGGCUCAAGUAUAUCAGCGAAGACGACCUGGUCCAACUUAAGGGUCGAGUUGCCUGCCUUAUGAUGCAACACGAGGUCCUCAUCACAGAGGUCAUCAUGGAGAACUUGCUCACUGACCUUGACCCUCCCGAAAUCGCCGCCCUGCUCAGCUGCUUUGUGUUGGAGACGAGCAGAUGCAAGCAGCCGUAUCUGAAAGGCGCCUUACAAAUCGUGAGUACUGCUGUUCAGACACUGAUGUUGAAAUUUCAUUCGCUGAGCCGGUUGGUACCCUCGCUAAGUAGCCUGCGUGGGGCCGUGACUCUCUCGCUGCAGCUCUAACACGGUGUUGAAUUGUGGGAAAUCUUCUAAAAAAAAUAGCUUGACGUUAAUAUAGCUACGAUACGAGAAGGAAUUUUUGUACACUUUUUUCCAGGGAAAACAACGCAUUCUUGAAAUUGUUGAAAAGGUUGGAUCAGCUCAGGUAGAAGCCGGCAUGAAGAUUCCUGUGGACUUUUUGAAAAAACAGAUGCAUUUUGGCUUGACCCAAGUGGUACAUGAAUGGGCAUUAGGAAAGGUACAGUUCUUUUGGGCCUCUUUUAAAUUAUUUACUCUGUAGGCUUGAUCGUCAGAGCAGAGAUUAAGGAACUCUUUUAGUUUUUUUCCGGUGGAAGUUCUUGUAAUUCAAAUCUAUGCUUUCAUAUGUUAUUUUGUACAAAAAAUAAUAAUAAAGAGUCAUUUUGCAAUAUUUAUCUCUGAUUAAGACAAUUUUUAAAAAAAAAAAUGUAUUUUUUUAGUAUAGCUCAAAAAAAAAAUCAAAAUACGUCACUAGAUUAUACUUCUAGUGUUUUAGGAGAUGCGAUUGAAUGUAUCAUUGGAAAAGACGUCUUAUAUGGUGUUAACACUUAACUUCCAGGCCUUCUCAGAGGUCACUCAACUGACCGACGUCCAGGAAGGCGUUAUUGUUAAGUGUAUUCAAACACUUCAUGACGUCUUAGCAAGGGUCAAGGCUGCCGGUGAGCUCAUUGGGAACCAGACUCUGGUGGUGAAAUGUCAGGCCGCCAUGACAUCCAUCAGACGUGACAUUGUGUUCGCUACAAGUCUCUACCUGCAGUGACCUUCGCGUUCGAUGCAAACUGCCCACUAGAAGAUACAAACUGCCUACCAGAAGAUACAAACUGUCCACGAGAAGAUACAACUUGUCCACUAGAAGUUACUAGAGUGGUACAAAAUUUAAUGAAUGAAUAGUGAAUUAUCUACGUCAAUCUUUUCAAAAUAGUGAACUUAAAAAAUGUGCCAAGGAUUUGAUAAAUUAAAUUAAAUAUUUUAUUUAUUUAUUUAUACUUAAUUUACUGCCAUAAUUACUUACACCCGGGAUCAACGAGUG